Molecule: messenger RNA, 1356 nt
Organism: Rhizoctonia solani
Lineage: Eukaryota; Fungi; Basidiomycota; Agaricomycetes; Cantharellales; Ceratobasidiaceae
Product: Ras domain-containing protein
Exons: 4
Coding region: 1-1356 (451 amino acids)
Biological process (GO): regulation of vacuole fusion, non-autophagic
Cellular component (GO): phagocytic vesicle; fungal-type vacuole membrane; late endosome
Molecular function (GO): GTPase activity; GTP binding
Source: RefSeq, a predicted model, not a curated record
AUGAGCGCCGCCGGCAGCCCCCCCGGCCGCUCACUCAAGGUUGCAAUUUUCGAGCAGACAAGCUUUAGAAACCAAUAUAUUACCGGGAGGUUUUCAACCGCAUACCGUGCCACUAUUGGUGCGGACUUCAUUGCCAAACGACUGCCUCAUUACUCGAAGCCCGAGCAAGGGGUAGUUAUACAAAUAUGGGACACCGCUGGGCAGGAGAGGUUUUCAGGCUUAUCUAGCGCUUUCUUCAGGGGCGCAGAUGCUGCACUUUUCAUGUUCGACGCAACCCGACCUGACUCGGUAUCAGACCUCCGCCGGUGGUGGAACGAAUUCGCGGCCAAGCGUCCGGUGCUCGAGGGAUCCGAAGCUGAAUUUUGUGCGGUAUUUGUCGGGAACAAAGUGGACCUCCUUGCCGAUCAAGAACGGCGCGUCAAUGGGCCUUCAGACACUGAAGAUCGAGCUCACGAUUGGACGGAACCAAACGGAGGACACCCUCCUAUUGCCGACAAACUUGUCAACCAAUUUCUUCAGGAUCUGAUUCCCACAAAGUUCGACUUGAUCACCACACCAGCGUCCUCAAGACGACGUACUAUAGAUGUCGAUAAGCUAUCCCAGGGAAUUUCCCUGCCGCCCCCUGAAGAUGAUACCUCAGGACCCACACGAACACCUGGAAAACCGUAUUUGGAGCCUACAGACGCGGAGCAUGAACCCGAAUCACCUCCAAGAUCAUCAUCAAGAUCUAGAUCUAUAAGGAUACCUUCAAGUAGUUCACGACCUCCUUGGUUAAGAUCCAAGCCUCGCGGGCUUAACCGGGAGGGCAAUGGCACAGCAACUACAAACCAAACAAUCUUUCACACCCCAGCAACUUCCUUGUUUCGGACCACCAGCCCCACCAGCCCCAGUCGAAGCACAUCACCCGCCAAUAGCCAGCUACGCCAUGGAGGGUCAUCACUCUUGUCAAUGGAGACUGCUCGCUCACAUUUCUCUUCUUCAUCAACUCCCAUACAACCUCCGCCAUCUCGAAGCGUUUCCCAUUCCUCGUCUAUUGUAUCAGUAGUGACUAUCAAACCGGCCCAAAGACCAGGCAGUCCACCGGGAGAGGGAAUCCUUGAGUCCCCACAACUACCUGAGGCUGGCAAUAAUCUGUUAGAAAUUGGUCCGAAGCUGUUUUGGAGCAGCGCACGCACCGGAGAAGGGGUUGCCUCUGUUUUUGAGUAUGUGGCACAUAGAGUGAUACAGAGAUGGGAAUGGGAGGAAUCACAACUGGGCUUCGAGGAAGGAAUCGAAGAUGACGGUGGUCCAACCGCUCAAAGGCUAAGAGACGACUGGGGAAAAGGCAAACGGAGUUGGCGAGCAGCGUGUUGUUGA